UUUAUGGCUCACAAUUUAGACAUAUAAUUAUAUAAAGGAAUUAAAUAUUUCAGAUCCUAAUAACAGCAAAUUAGGCAGAAAAGGGCAAGCUACAGCUAAAAGUUGCAGACAAAGAUUAGAAGAUUUCAGCCUCACCCAGGGCACUCUGCAUCUAUAUUUGGAGAAACGCUGAAUGUUAUCUUGCUUCUUCUUAAGCUCACCCUUUUCUUCCAUAAUUAUAGAUUUAUAACUGCAUUGCAUGCACCCUUAAGUCAGAGAUUCAGAGCCUUUUUUUUUCCUUUGUAAAGAAGCACAACAAAUUGUUCACAGAAGGCAUACCAAAAACAUUAAUUAUGGCAAAUACACAAUCUUAAAUAUCAGUGUUAGCAAUGGGACUUCCUAGAGUGAUUGCCAAACUUAGCAACUUGAAGUCAGUCUCAAGCUCGACUUUUGAUGAAGACAGGAACACAAAUUGGCAUUCAUAUGACUCGUGGCUAGAGAAGCACCCUUCUGCUUUGGACAAAUUCCAGAAGAUGAUGCAUGGAGCUGAGAACAAAAAAAUUGUUGUGUUCUUAGAUUACGAUGGAACCCUUUCACCAAUUGUUAAUGACCCUGAUGUUGCCUUUAUGACUGACAAGAUGCGCGCUGUGGUGCAUGAAGUUGGCUGUUGUUUCCCAACUUCAAUAAUCACUGGAAGGAGCAGAGAAAAGGUAUAUGAUUUUGUCCAAUUGGACAAUAUUUACUAUGCUGGCAGUCAUGGGAUGGAUAUAAUGGCCCCAUUGCAGCCAUUAAGGGUUAGGGAUUGGAAGUAUCAUGCAAAAGCAGUUGACCUAAAGGGAAACAAGCUUGUCAUCUAUCAACCAGCAAACAAGUAUUUGUCUGAAAUUAAUCAGAUUCAGAUGUCACUAAAAGAGAAAACUGCAGCAAUUGAUGGUGUGAAAAUUGAAGACAAUAAGUUCUGUAUGUCUGUCCACUUCAGAAAUGUAUCAGAUGAGGACUUGAGCUCAUUAGAAGAGGAAGUGAAGUCUGUACUUGAAGAGCAUCCACACUUUCGGCUAACAAGAGGUAAAAAGGUCUUGGAAAUACGCCCUCCCAUUGACUGGGAUAAGGGUCAUGCUCUAGAAUAUUUACUUGAUAGCCUCGGGUUGGGUAGCUCCAAUGAUGUUCUCCCAAUAUACAUUGGAGAUGACACAAGUGAUGAAGAUGCCUUUGAGCUCAUACACCGAAAGAGACAAGGCUAUUCCAUCAUCGUCACUUCCAUCCCAAGAGAAACAUGGGCAUCGUACUCCUUGUAUGACACAACAGAAGUCAUGUUAUUCUUAGAGUACCUAACCAAGUGGAAGAGCAUCAGCCCGGCAAGUUAGUACCACAAUGUUCAGAAGGGACUCGGUACAUUCACAGCUGAUUGGCAAGCCACCAGGCCACCAAGUCAGCCAAGGGAAAUCGCUAUUGACAGGUCCUAAGAUCGCUUAUUUCACUACUUGAUAAUCAUACAUGAACCUAAUCACAAAAAAGGCGAAGUCUACUCAGAAUGAUCUUCUAAAUCAUGAAGUACACCCCCAUUUGGCAUCAAUAUUCAAUAACAAAUGAUGCCUAUAGAGGUCAAUAGCUUGGUUUUCCCGAGAUUUUCUAAAUAUGAUAAUAUUGUAUAAUAAAAUGUGGGUGUACUUGUUUUCAAUAACAAUAUCCUAUUGCUUUCAACAAUCUUCUCAUUCAUCUUCACAUUGUUUUUUAUUUUUUUUUUGGGAAUUUCAGAUAAAAUUUUCUCAGCAGCAAAUUAUUCUAGCUAAAAAACCUGCUCAAUCAAACAUUGCGAUACAAAUCAAAUGAAUUAUCCAAUCAAUCAAUCAUGUAAUUUAGGCUCUAAAUUCAGAUGAUUUCCACAGAAUUAAUCAUGUAAG
Molecule: messenger RNA, 1880 nt
Organism: Chenopodium quinoa (quinoa)
Lineage: Eukaryota; Viridiplantae; Streptophyta; Magnoliopsida; Caryophyllales; Amaranthaceae
Product: probable trehalose-phosphate phosphatase C
Exons: 10
Coding region: 369-1343 (324 amino acids)
Biological process (GO): trehalose biosynthetic process
Molecular function (GO): trehalose-phosphatase activity
Source: RefSeq, a predicted model, not a curated record